Anolis carolinensis (green anole) is the source of this 2861-nucleotide messenger RNA. It is a transcript of the gene cd79a, whose product is annotated as CD79a molecule. Gene Ontology annotation, biological process: B cell differentiation; B cell receptor signaling pathway. NCBI's taxonomy places the organism in Eukaryota, Metazoa, Chordata, Lepidosauria, Squamata, Anolidae. The transcript is spliced from 5 exons. Gene Ontology annotation, cellular component: external side of plasma membrane; B cell receptor complex; membrane. Gene Ontology annotation, molecular function: transmembrane signaling receptor activity. Bases 1352 to 2185 code for a protein of 277 amino acids. The record is from RefSeq and is a predicted model, not a curated record.
AGACUACAAACAGAGGCACAACUAUGUGGCCCAAAUGAUUUCGGAAGUCCCACAGGAUCUUUGCGUGCUCAUUUUCCACAACCUUUGCAGGUUUGUGAUCCCACCAGUUCUUUGCUGCUGGGAGGUGGUACUUGAGGCAAAAGUUCCCAUGAAUAAUUUGGGCCACAUAGUUGUGCCUCUGUUUGUAGUCUGUCUGUGCGAUUUUCUUACAGCAGCUGAGGAUAUGAUCCAUGGUUUCGUCAGCUUCCUUGCACAGUCUGCAUUUUGGGUCAUUAGCUGAUUUUUCAAUCUUGGCCUGUAUUGGCUUUGUCCUGAUGGCUUGCUCCUGGGCUUAUUAUUAUUAUUAUUGGAUAAGUGAGACACUACUGUAUUAUGUCACGAUUAUUAUUGUUGUUAUUAUUAUUAUUAUUAUUAUUAUUAUUAUUAUUUUUGCAUACUUGCGUGACAAACAAAGAGUUGGAUGUCCUCCUGCGAUAGCAACCACCAAGUUUUACAAGCAAAAGGUUGACAGAUUGAUUCAGAUUGAUACAAAUUAUAGUGAAUUCUCCCCAAACCUCUCUCCAGUAUGUUCAGUUUUGCUGUGUAACACAGGAAAGGGCAGGAAAGGAUUAAGGGAGAGGCAGUGGGCGGAGUUAUGCAAAUGGAGAGAGAAAGAAAACACUGGGAUGUGCUCGCCAUAACCUGGGAGGGAAUGACUUGGUGGCUCCUCAGCACUGGGAACUAUUGUGUGUUUGUGAGCAGACACCUGUGCCACAUACACACAUACACAAUUUUAUGAUGUGUAUAGAGCAAGAUAGAAGAUUACCCACCUCUCAUUGCAGUUCAAAGUGGAAUAAUAAUGAUAAUUAUCAUUUUAUUGUUGUAUGUUUUUGGGCUUGGUCCCCAUGUAAGCCGCUCCAAGUCCCCAUUGGGGAGAUGGGGCGGGGUAUAAAAAUAAAAUUAUUAUUAUUAUUAUUAUUAUUAUUGUAAUUAUUAUUGUAAUUAUAAUAAUUUUGUUUCUUGAUAAUCGUAAUACUGCCAAUCAUUGCAAUGGCAGCAAUUGUGUCCAUUCCCCAAACGACCCAGAAGCCUGGCCCAUGGGAUCCAUGGCCUGCUGAUUCCUCCUUUGCUAAAACAUGCAAGGAAUCGGCUGAAAUAAUAAUAAUAAGAGAGACCCGAGAAAACGAAGGCGUGUGGUUAAUUAAUUAAAAACUUGGGUGGCCUUCUGGGUGGCGCAUCGGGGAGCACCCAUGCGCAUCUCCGUCUGCAGAAGCAAAGAGGAAGAACACAAAGCGGAGAGAGAGAGAGCAAACACAACUCUAGAACCCAUCAGGCAGCUCCCUUGCCUUUCAAGACUGCAAGGCUCCGAAGAAUGGAAGGAAAGGUUGCUCACCUGUUGCUUCUCUUUGGCCUUUUCCCAGGCAGUCUUGACGGCCAAUGGGCCACUGACGCAUACGAAGUCAUCCCAUCAAUGGAGCAGGUGAAGUGGCCCUCCGGUGGGGUGAAGUGGCCCUCCAAUGCUUCAGAGGCCGCCGUCAUCAAUGCCACACUUCCGGCCAAUCCGGUGGCGCAGGGCCUCUCCCAGAACACCGUCUCUGUGGGGCCCGUCCCGGCCUCCCGCGUCGUGCCGGAGGGCCACUCCACCUUCCUGGAGUGCCGCUUUGAGCCGCCCGAAGCCAACGUCACCUGGGUGCGCUCCUGCUCCCCCAACUGCAGCCGAAGUUCUGUCGCGGCUGACGGCGCUUGGAACCGAGAAGUGUCCGUGGACCGUGGAGCGGGGCUGUCGCGGCUGUCCUUCCGCCCGGCGCGCCGGAACGACUCCGGGAUGUACUACUGCUUCGUGGAAGCGCCACGUGGCCGGGGACACUCUUGCGGGACGUACCUCUGGGUCCGGAGGCUCCGUCCGGCCGCCUUCCUGAACAUGAGCGAAUCGGUCAAGAACAGGAUCAUCACGGCCGAAGCCUUUCUCCUCCUGGUCAGCGCCAUCGGGCCCGGGCUUUUCCUCCUUUUUAGGAAGAGAUGGGAAAACGAGCGCCUCUCACAAGCUAAGAAGACACCCUACGAAGAGGAGAACCUCUAUGAAGGGCUGAACCUGGACGACUGCUCCAUGUAUGAGGACAUCUCCCGGGGUCUCCAGGCCACCUACCAGGACAUCGGCAACGUCAAGGUGAUCGACCUCCAGCUGGAGAAACCCGAGAAACCCUGAAUUCUCUGGAUUCUGAUUCACUGGGAAAUCCUCUCUGCAGAGCAUAGGAUUUAUUUCCAUUUUUCAUGAGUGGAUGCAUGCAUAUGCGGACACUGUUUUGGGAGGAAAAAGACCUCCAUUUCUGCAAAGAAGUCCAGCCGACACCAUACAACGCAAUGCAGCAAAAAGCGCUUGCUUGGCAUUCUGGUCUCUGCCGAAAUAUUCCGAAUGGGACUGACUCUCUUCUUUCUGUAUUGACACCUUCCUGGAGAUAGAUAAACCGGCCCCAAGUUGCAAGCGUCCAACUUGCAAAAACUCACAGUUAAGAACAAUGGGGCUGGACUGGAUGGCCUUUGGGGAUCCCUUCCAAAUCUAUCUCAUAUAUAUAUAAAUAUAUAUACCAUAUAUACUCGAGUAUAGGUCGACCCGAAUAUAAGCCGAGGCACCUAAUUUUACCAUAUACAUCCGACUUGUAAACAACUCACAGUUAAGAAUGAGUUCUUUUUCAAACACCCUGUAUUAUAAUAUAUACCAUAUCUAUUGUGUGAACCCACAGACGGGGUCCCUGCCUUGCAAUGUCUCUCUCCCUCUCUCUCUCUCUCUCUCUCUCUCUCUCUCUCUCUCUCUCUAUAUAUAUAUAUAUAUAUAUAUAUAUAUAUAUAUAUAUAUCUCUGUGUCCAAUAAAAGUGAAAAUAUC